AUGAAGGAAAAAUCCAAGAACGCGGCAAAGACUAGACGGGAAAAAGAAAAUGGAGAAUUCUACGAACUGGCCAAACUCCUGCCCCUGCCCUCGGCCAUCACCUCCCAGCUGGACAAGGCGUCCAUCAUCCGCCUCACCACUAGCUACCUGAAAAUGCGAGCCGUCUUCCCCGAAGGUCUGGGCGACGCCUGGGGACAGCCAAGCAGGAUAGGUCCCUUGGAUAACGUGGCCAAGGAGCUCGGAUCUCAUUUGCUUCAGACUUUGGAUGGCUUUGUUUUCGUGGUAGCAUCAGAUGGCAAAAUAAUGUACAUCUCAGAAACAGCGUCUGUACAUCUUGGCUUAUCUCAGGUGGAGCUUACUGGUAAUAGCAUUUAUGAGUACAUACAUCCUUCCGAUCACGAUGAGAUGACAGCUGUUCUUACUGCUCACCAGCCUCUUCAUCCUCACCUCUUACAAGAAUAUGAAAUUGAGAGAUCGUUUUUCCUGAGAAUGAAGUGUGUCCUAGCCAAAAGGAAUGCAGGAUUGACAUGCAGUGGCUACAAGGUGAUCCAUUGCAGUGGCUAUUUGAAGAUACGGCAAUAUAUGCUAGAUAUGUCUUUGUAUGAUUCCUGUUACCAAAUCGUUGGACUGGUGGCUGUAGGUCAAUCUUUACCUCCCAGUGCAAUCACUGAAAUCAAACUUCACAGUAAUAUGUUUAUGUUCCGAGCAAGUUUGGACUUAAAAUUAAUAUUCCUAGACUCCAGGGUGACUGAAUUAACUGGAUAUGAGCCCCAAGAUCUGAUAGAAAAAACCCUCUACCACCAUGUUCAUGGCUGUGAUGUGUUCCAUUUACGAUAUGCUCAUCAUCUGCUGUUGGUGAAAGGCCAAGUCACAACCAAGUACUAUCGACUACUGUCCAAGCACGGAGGCUGGGUUUGGGUACAGAGCUACGCUACCAUUGUACAUAACAGCCGUUCAUCACGGCCUCACUGCAUAGUGAGUGUCAAUUAUGUCCUUACAGAUAUUGAGUAUAAGGAACUUCAGUUGUCACUGGACCAGGUUACCAUUUCUAAGUCACAGUUUUCAUGCAGAAACUCAGUAUCUACCUCGCAGGAAACAAGGAAAAUAGUAAAACCCAAAAGUAAUAAAAUGAAGGCAAAACUCAGAACAACGCCUUACCCACAACAGCAAUACAGCUCAUUCCAAACAGACAAACUGGAAUGCAGCCAGGUGGGAAACUGGCGAUCCAGCCCUGCAGUGAACGCUGCCACCAUUCAAGAACAAAACUUCCAUUCAGAAAACAGUGAACUUUUAUAUGCCCCGUCAUAUAGCUUGCCUUUCUCUUACCAUUAUGGACACUUCCCUGUAGAUUCUCAUGUCUUCAGUAGCAAAAAGCAAAUGCUGCCUUCAAAAUUUGGGCAGUCUCAAGGAGCACCUUGUGAAGUGGCUCGAUUUUUCUUGAGUACGCUGCAGACAAAUGGAGAAUGCCAGUGGCAUUAUGCCAACUCCUUGGUACCCAACAGCCAGUCACCAUCCAAAAAUCUUCCUGAUCAGCCAGUGAACAUCAUCCGACAUAAUCUUGCACAGAGUUAUGAAGUGCCCAUAUCAAACAGAAGAUACAGCCAAGAUGCUCUAUCUGACAACUUUACAAGCUGCACAGCACCCAUGCCAGGCAGCAGAUACAAAGAAGAGAUGUAUGAUUCCGGCAUCAUGAAAGCCAACAAAAUAGAAACCAGGAUUCAGCCACCUCACCACCUCAUUAAAGAAGAAAACAAGUUAGCUUUUAACAGAGACCUACAAGAAAAAAUGAGCAUUAAUGAAAGUCCUUUUUCAAACUCAAUAGCUAACUCCUUGCUGCCAAAAUCAGAAUGUUUCCAGUCUAAAGCUAUAGGACAAUUAAGUCAUCUCCUACCAAUGCCCUCAGUAUAUGAGCAAACAAGAAGGAUUUGUAUGAAAGAACCCAAAUAUGGGCAUAUUAGUCACCACACCACAAAUCUAGAUGAACUGGACGGCGAUGAGAGAAUGACUGUAAAGCUUGAUCACGACUCCGAGAGUGACCGCGUGAUGGAUGUGAGACCCUCCGGACAAGUUCCAUUUGUGCUUCUAAAUUAUCACCAUGUUUUAGCCAAACAUGGUACAUUUCAAACUUCAUCGUGUACAGCGACAGGACAUGUAGGAGAAAACUACGGAUACAAUUCCGAGGAAGUAAAUACAUUUAUUUACAAAAACCAAAGCCCCUCAUCAGCUUCUUCUCCAGAAACCCACAAGGAAUCUGCACUACCCCAUUAUAUUGGAACUUCUGUAAUAAUUGCCAAUGGAAGGUGACGGUAAUACAGGAGUAUUUACAUUUAAUUAAGAAGCUAAACUGUAAUGAUUUGCAAAAAGCAUGAGAAACAUGGUUACAUUUACUGAGCAUAGCUGAAGGUCAAUGAGGGACAGAAUCGUGUGUUCCUGGCAAGCCACGUGUAACAGUACCUUCAAGGUCAGGAAAAAACCCUACAUCUAGCUUCAGUGCUUCGUUGUCACAGAUUAACCUCUGGUGCCAGUGAGAAGACAUGUUACAGAUCUUAUUUUUGUUAUUUUAUAGUGUGCAACAAAAUUAAAUGAUAGGUGUUAUAUGCAGAGAUUUAUAUGAAGAACAUUUUUUUCCUUAGCCCCUCCUCCUCAAAAUACAGUCAAGAUUUUUUUUAUAGUUAUCAUAAACUAUACACUGUAGUUUAGGUAUUUUUGACAAACUGUGUGAAACCUUACAUCAGCUCUCCACACAUAUGUUAAACAUCCUGACAAAUGAACUUUGUUCAAAGAGUGGUGAUUUUUAGUAUCCAUAA
Calidris pugnax (ruff) is the source of this 2807-nucleotide messenger RNA. RefSeq names its product single-minded family bHLH transcription factor 2 (gene SIM2). The record is from RefSeq and is a predicted model, not a curated record. The transcript has 11 exons. Gene Ontology annotation, biological process: regulation of transcription by RNA polymerase II. The coding region runs from base 1 to 2304 and encodes 767 amino acids. Lineage: Eukaryota; Metazoa; Chordata; Aves; Charadriiformes; Scolopacidae. Gene Ontology annotation, molecular function: RNA polymerase II transcription regulatory region sequence-specific DNA binding; DNA-binding transcription factor activity, RNA polymerase II-specific; protein dimerization activity.